AUGGGCAAAGGCCAAAGCAAACUGUCCAAGGACGAGCUCCAGGAACUUAAAAAGGCAACACACUUUGACCGCAAAGAACUACAACAGUGGUACAAGGGGUUUCUUAAAGAUUGUCCAUCAGGACACCUUGACCAAGAAGAUUUCCAGAAAAUCUACAAGCGAUUUUUCCCAUUCGGAGACCCAAGCACAUACUCUGAAUAUGUAUUUAAAGUCUUUGACAAGGAUAAAAAUGGAUACAUUGAUUUUUCAGAGUUUAUAAUCGCUCUCUCCAUAACAUCACGCGGCUCUUUUGAUGAAAAACUUAAGUGGACUUUUGGACUUUAUGACUUGGACGAUGAUGGAUAUAUUUCUUAUGACGAAAUGCUGGCCAUCGUCUCUGCUAUUUAUAAAAUGGUCGGCUCCAUGGUUAAAUUACCAGAAGAUGAAUCAACUCCUGACAAACGCGUUCAGAAACUUUUUUCAAUGAUGGACAAAAAUAAAGAUGGACAAAUCUCAUUUGAGGAGUUUAAAGAAGGCGUUCAUUUAGAUCCAACAAUUAUGUCUGCAUUACAAUUGUACGAUGGUUUAGUAUAA
Magnusiomyces paraingens is the source of this 573-nucleotide messenger RNA. RefSeq lists its product as uncharacterized. The record is from RefSeq and is a predicted model, not a curated record. Gene Ontology annotation, cellular component: cytosol; membrane; intracellular membrane-bounded organelle. Bases 1 to 573 code for a protein of 190 amino acids. The transcript has a single exon. Gene Ontology annotation, molecular function: calcium ion binding. NCBI's taxonomy places the organism in Eukaryota, Fungi, Ascomycota, Dipodascomycetes, Dipodascales, Dipodascaceae.